Molecule: messenger RNA, 495 nt
Organism: Ilex paraguariensis (yerba mate)
Lineage: Eukaryota; Viridiplantae; Streptophyta; Magnoliopsida; Aquifoliales; Aquifoliaceae
Source: the annotation of a GenBank genome assembly
UUCGAUUUCGAUUAUCAGACUGUGUUUGUGUUUCAGAGGUGAGAAAUGGAUGCCGGAAAAGGGAAGAAGGGUGCGGGAGGAAGGAAGGGAGGCGGUCCGAGGAGCAAACCGGUCUCUAGGUCCGUCAAGGCAGGUCUACAGUUUCCCGUCGGCAGGAUUGGCCGUUUUUUGAAAAAGGGUCGGUACGCUCAACGUGUCGGAACUGGUGCUCCGGUUUACUUGGCUGCUGUGCUUGAGUAUUUGGCUGCUGAAGUAUUGGAAUUAGCAGGUAAUGCGGCUCGUGAUAACAAGAAGACCAGAAUCAUUCCAAGGCACGUGCUAUUGGCUGUGAGGAACGAUGAAGAGCUUGGGAAAUUGCUUGCUGGUGUGACCAUUGCACACGGUGGAGUACUCCCCAACAUCAACCCUGUUCUGUUACCCAAGAAGACCGACAAGGCUACAAAGGAACCUAAAUCUCCAUCUAAGGCCACCAAGUCCCCCAAGAAGGCUGCUUAG